Molecule: messenger RNA, 2188 nt
Organism: Styela clava
Lineage: Eukaryota; Metazoa; Chordata; Ascidiacea; Stolidobranchia; Styelidae
Product: protein disulfide-isomerase 2-like
Biological process (GO): protein folding; response to endoplasmic reticulum stress
Cellular component (GO): endoplasmic reticulum
Molecular function (GO): protein disulfide isomerase activity
Source: RefSeq, a predicted model, not a curated record
UAUUAAUAAAGUUUUCGAUUAUAAUUUUGAAACGUAUUUCAACGUUUCAUUCGACAAGAUGUUUCGAGUUUUUGUAUUGCUGCAAUUGAUGUUGUUGACUGCUGUGAUUGCUGCCAAGGACAAACCGGUUGAUCCCGUGAAUCUGACUCAUGUAUUUGAAUUGAAUGAUGAAGAACUCAAUCAUACGAUGCGUAAUUUUGAUUUCCUCGUUGUCAAUUAUUAUACCGCAAGUUCAAAGGGAAGCAUGGAAUUUCAACAAACCUUCAUGGAAGUUGCAAAAAAAACUUUUAAAGAAAAUAAAUCCAUUGUGUUUGGACAAAUCGAUAUUAACAGAUUUGAAAAGGCUCAAUUUAUGGAACAUAUCACAGAAGUACCCGAAGUAAAAUUUUACAAACGUGGAAGAAGCUUUGAUUUUGACGGACAAAAAACAGUUGAACAUCUUAUGACGUGGAUUCGUCUGGCUAUGAACUACCCAGUUGUUGUGUCAUCGCAAAAAGAAUUUGACGAUUUAAAAGAACGAGGAACGAUUAUCGCAGGUUGCUUCUACGGGAACGCGCCAAAACCAGAAUUCGAUACAUUCGUGAACGUGAGCGCACAGUUUUUUCCUGCCAAAUAUAUGCCGUUACCGAGAUUUGCUCUAAUCAACAAAGCAAGUGUUUCACGUGAUAUUGGAAUUAACAAAGGAACUGUUGCAAUAUAUAAAAAGUUCGAGAACGGUGAAAAAUUUAUGUACACCGGAUCACUUACUGAUGCAAACGCCAUGUUAAAAUUUGUCGAUGAACAAUCACAGCCAAUAGUGUACCCGUUUGGACAGCAUGAGUAUUCGUAUCGAUUAGUCCAUUCAGAUGAAAUACGUUAUCAGCAUUUGCUAUUCAUGCCACGUAGUGAUGCCAGAUUUAAACAAGCGUUUGACGAUUUCAAAGCCGCAGCAAAGGAAUUCAUGAAAAGUUCGGAUAAGAUAGAAGUUCUUUUUAUACACGUCGAUACAUCAGAAGAACACAUUGACAAAGUUGUUUCGUUUUUCCACGUCGACAUAAAUAAAGAUAUUCCUUGUAACAGGAUCACAAAGCGCGAUAGCUGGCAUUCUCGAUUUAUACCGAGUAAAAUGGAUUUCACAAAGGAAGGAUUUAUUGAUUUCACUCGUAAUGUUAUAGGCGGAACAAUUAAGAGAAAUAUUCGAAGUGAAAUUUUACCAGGAAAUUGGAAUAAAUUUCCGCUAAAAGUUUUGGUGGGAACGAAUUAUGAAGAAAUUACAAAAAAUAAGGGAAUGAUCGUCUUUGUUAUGUAUUACGUGAAAGGACAUAAAGAAUCGGACAAAGCUAUGCCGGUUAUCGACGAAGUUGCACAAAUGUAUAAACUGAAUAAUACUGUAACAAUUGCUUCUAUGGACGUUAGUAAAAAUGACGGAGAGAUCGAUGUUCAUCAUACAAUCCCAUGCUUUAAAAUGUUCACCGCUACAAACCAGGAAAAAGCUUUCAAAGGCACAAAAUCUGCAGCUGCUAUAAAAGAGUUCAUUGAUAGCAAUGGUACAAUACACACCGGGUACAUGCCUGAAAAGGAUGAUAUGAGCAUGGAUUUUGAAUUUGAUGAAACCGAUGUCAAAGAUCCGGAUGUGUUAGAUUAUGAAUCUGAAGAAGAGAGACAGAAAAUGUACGCUUUGGAAGAAGAAAAAGCCGUUGCUAAUGCUAUAGAAGAAAUUGAAGGCCACAAGGCUCACGACGAUCCAAAACACAUGGUAAAUCCGGAACAUUACAGAAGGUUGGCGAGAGGAGAGGUAGUGGAUGAACGUGAUAUGGAUCCUCAUAAAGAUGCUCACUACGCGACAUCGGACCAUGAAUCUAAGAAGCACGGGCAUGAAGAACAGCACAUUUUUCAUGAAGGUCCUGAUGGAACAGCUCACCAUGAAGUACUGCAAUCACCACACAAAGAUCCCAUAAAAAUGGAAUCACCUGGCACUCAUAAAGAUAAUCAUUAUUAUCAUCAUGACGAUCACCAUGAUGACCAUCAUGAUCAGCGUGAUCAUCACCACGAUGAAACAUAACGUUAAUGAAGGGAAACUGCUUGGGCAGUAGCUCUGAACUAAUUUUGCUAAUUAUCACAUGGACGUUUCUAAAUGCCAAAUAUCUCGGGUAUACUUAGAUUUGAUAAAUAACGGGAAAUGAUUACACGAGGAUUGGAAAACAUAAAC